Molecule: messenger RNA, 3010 nt
Organism: Mesitornis unicolor (brown roatelo)
Lineage: Eukaryota; Metazoa; Chordata; Aves; Mesitornithiformes; Mesitornithidae
Gene: ZNF638
Product: zinc finger protein 638
Exons: 9
Biological process (GO): RNA splicing; regulation of RNA splicing
Cellular component (GO): nucleus
Molecular function (GO): mRNA binding
Source: RefSeq, a predicted model, not a curated record
GAACUGGAGGAUAUCUGUGUCGUUCUGAUCUCAAAUUUGCCCGAGAAAGCCUAUUCUGUGGAGGAGGUUUCCAACCUGGCCAAGCCCUUCGGGGGCCUGAGGGAUGUGCUGGUCGUGUCGUCUCAUAAAAAGGCGUACGUGGAAAUCAACAGAAAAUCUGCGGACUCCAUGGUGAAGUUUUACACCUGCUUCCCCAUGUCGCUGGAUGGAAACCAGCUCUGCAUCACCAUGGCGCCUCAGUACAGGACCGUGAAAGACGAGGAAGCAAUAUUUACCGGUAUAAUUAAAGAUGCUGACCCUAAGGUGAACACCGCAAACAUCCACCAUCAGUUUGUGCACCUGGGGAACCUGCCCAACGACGGCUACCGGGAGCUCGAGGCCGUCUGCGUGGGGCUUCGCUUCGGGAAAGUGGAGCAUUACGUUAUACUGAAGAAUAAAAACAAGGCGAUCCUGCAGCUGGACAGCGUGAAGGCGGCGCGGUUGAUGCACAGCUUCCUGCGGCAGUACCCCUACAACAUGGGCGAGCACACGCUGACCUGCACGCUGUCGCCUCGCGGGGAGGCCGCCCAGGCGGACGCCGCGAGAAAGGAAGCGAGGAAAGAGGAGCCAGGCAAGGGCAGCUCUGGCUUGAAGAAGCCCCCGGAGGGCUCGGGAGCGGCGCACGCAGCAGCUGUGAAUCCCACAGGAGAGCCCAGCGUGGCCAGGAAAGGCCCCGUUCCCGUCUCCGAUGCCACGGAGGCGACGGCAGCGGCACGGACGGAGCCCUUGGGGUCCCCCCUGGAGGCAGCGGUGAGGGACCCCGCUCUGAAAGCGGCAGAAACGCCUGUGGAGGGAGCGGACGCUGCCAUCGACGCCGCUGCGGCGUCUCCCAAAUCGGCCGAUCCCGAAUCGCUGGGAGCGAAGGAGGAGGAGGUGCCGCUGCCUUGCAGUGUGGGGAGAGAGGAGAGAGCCCAGGACAAGCCUGAACCGGAGCCUGCGGUGUCAGAGCAGGGAGUUAAGGAGACAGAGGAGGAUUUGGGUGCUCCAGCCCCAGCAGAGGGGCUGGGUGGUGUGGUUGGGGAUGUGCCCCCAAGCUGCGCUGUGGGAGCAGCAGCCGGGGACGCGGCAGGGACCAUCCCUGAAGCGGUGCCCCCUGAUUCUGCUUCAGUGGAGACGGGGCUGUCUGUGGUGACACUGCCAACCAAGGGGUUUUCUACUGAGAAAAACCCCCUUUCUGACGCUGGGCAAAGCGAACUCGAGGUGUUUGUGAGUGAGGUAACGGAGAAGGAACCUGCCCUUACCAAUGGGGCAGCCCUGGAGAGGAGCCUGGCCCCAGAUGGAGCAGGGACAGAGGUGGACCCAGAGGAGUCUGUGCUCCAGGCUGCGGAGGAGAGCCCCGAAAAUCUGCUCAAAACUGGGGUGGAGAUGGAGAAGAGACUGGAAAAAUCUGUGGCCAAGAUGGGCGCUGCGGUGGAAAACGCUGCGAGCGGUGGCAGCGAGGAGAGUUUAACCAAAGCGCUUCAAAAUAAAGCAGAGAAAACUGAUGAGACCUGCAAAGAAGUCGUGCUGAGCUCCUCUCUGUCUGUCAAGGAGUCUUCCUGUGUGGGGAAAGUGAUUUUGAAGGCCGUGGUGUCCCUUCCGGACAUAUCCAAAUCCAGGAUCCCAGUGUGGAGAAACGAGCCUUUCCUGUGUAAAGGAGAGGAGCAGAAAGCGCCCUGGAAGCCCGAGACCCAAAUCCAAGCGGCGGUGGAGAAGAAAAUGGCAUCGAAAGAGGGGGGACAUCCCCGAGCCGGUGGCAGCAGCAUCCCGGGAGACGGCAAAUGUAGAAACGGGAGCGGGAAGGGCAUCGGGAGCGGGAGGAGCGCGGUGCAGCCGGAGAAGGACUCGCGCAUGGAGACCAGGGCCAGCGCGAAGCAGUGGCAGGAGGGGGACAGCAGAGCCUGCGGAGCCAGGGCGGACACCAAGGUAACGCUGCAGGCUCCUGUUGGUGCCAAUGCUAAAGCACCGAAGGGCAGCCCUGGCGGCAGCGCGAAACAGAAGGAGGAGGAAGAGCUGUUCCCGUUCAGCCUGGAUGAGUUUGUCACCGUGGAUGAGGUCGUGGAGGAGAUGGAGUCUCCCGUUAAAAUCCGCCGAAAUCCUCCCCGGGGCAAGAGAAAAGGAGCAGCCAAAGCCAACGCCUGCGCCGAGCUCACCUCCAAGAGGAGGAAAGGGAAGAGUUCGCUUCCCCGCGUCGCCGAGAGCCACCUUGGCUUUGUCACCUUGGAUGAGAUCGGGGAGGAGGAGGACGCAGCCGCGCAGCUGAUGGGGGCAGCCAAUUUGGAGGCGCUGGGCGACCCCCAGAGCCUGGUGGUGGUGGACGAGGUGAUGGAAGAGGAGGAGGCGGUGCCCGAAGCGAAGGACCCACAGAUGCUGGUGACUCUGGAUGAGCUCUGUGAGCAGGAGGAGCUCGGUGCUCCUAAGGACGUCCCCAGGGCGGGUUUUGAGGAGCAGGAUUUGAAAGCCGAGCCCUUGGUGACCGUGGAUGAAAUCGGUGACGUGGAGGAGCUGCCCCUGACCGAGCCAACCCACCUGAGCGCGGAGGACGCCCCGAAGCCCAAGGACGAGGGCAAAGCGGUGGCCGAGGACGCAGGUGAUGGCGCCUCCUCGCAGGUACCCGACGACCCCAACGCCCUGGUGACGGUGGACGAGCUGCAGGAGGACAGCGAGGACAACCCCCUGGUGACCGUGGACGAGCUGAACGACGACGAGGACGAUUUCCUGGCCGACUUCAACCGCCUCAAGGAGGACCUGAACUUCGUCACCGUGGACGAGGUGGGAGAGGAGGACGAGGAGGAGGAAAGUGCUUGUCUGGGGGAAAUCCCAAACGGGGACAAGGACAGCGAGGACACUGGUGCUGCUGCAGGGCCACGGGAAGAGGAAGAGGCUGCAGGGCCAGAGGAGGACAUCGUUGCUGCUGCAGGCCCAGAAGAACAGGAAAUUUUGGGAAAUACGAGUCCGGAAGAAGAAAUUAUUGCGGAUACAAAGGCGAAAG